AUGGAAUUGUCUAAUAUAACUCUUGCUGUAGGGACUGUCUUUACAAUUACAUCAGUAAAUGCUACUGAAGAUGGAGGAUCUUAUGAAUGUUAUGUCUUCAAUGAAGCUGGAUACGAGAAUAACUCUACAACUCUCUACGUUCGACCUGUCAUAACAGAGCAACCAAAUGACCAGUUUGCAGAUGAUGGAGAAACAGUUACUCUCUCCUGCAGAGCCAUCUCCUUCCCCGCUCCAGACUAUCAGUGGGAAAUGAUGAACAGAAUGACAAGAAUAUUUGAAUCCAUUGAAAAUGCAACAGAUCCCACCUAUACUAUCUCAUCAAUUAACUAUGAUGAUUACGGCAGCUAUCACUGUGUUGUUACUGCUAAUGGUAUCACUGAAAACGCUACAUCAGAACUAGCUCUCAUUACAGUGUCUCCAAGAGGCAGUGUUACAAUUAGUCCAGACUUUGUUAUAACAGACAAUGGCAGUAGUAUCACAUUCACUUGUUCCGCCAGAGGAGGUCCAAAUAACACUUAUCUUUGGUUCCGUACAACAGAUAUCAACAUUGCAUUAGCUAGUUCGACUUUACUAACACAAUCUCCACUACCAAUCAACAAGUUAACAAUGGAAUUGUCUAAUAUAACUCUUGCUGUAGGGACUGUCUUUACAAUUACAUCAGUAAAUGCUACUGAAGAUGGAGGAUCUUAUGAAUGUUAUGUCUUCAAUGAAGCUGGAUACGAGAAUAACUCUACAACUCUCUACGUUCGACCUGUCAUAACAGAGCAACCAAAUGACCAGUUUGCAGAUGAUGGAGAAACAGUUACUCUCUCCUGCAGAGCCAUCUCCUUCCCCGCUCCAGACUAUCAGUGGGAAAUGAUGAACAGAAUGACAAGAAUAUUUGAAUCCAUUGAAAAUGCAACAGAUCCCACCUAUACUAUCUCAUCAAUUAGCUAUGAUGAUUACGGCAGCUAUCACUGUGUUGUUACUGCUAAUGGUAUCACUGAAAACGCUACAUCAGAACUAGCUCUCAUUACAGGGACUGUCUUUACAAUUACAUCAGUAAAUGCUACUGAAGAUGGAGGAUCUUAUGAAUGUUAUGUCUUCAAUGAAGCUGGAUACGAGAAUAACUCUACAACUCUCUAUGUUCGACCUGUCAUAACAGAGCAACCAAAUGACCAGUUUGCAGAUGAUGGAGAAACAGUUACUCUCUCCUGCAGAGCCAUCUCCUUCCCCGCUCCAGACUAUCAGUGGGAAAUGAUGAACAGAAUGACAAGAAUAUUUGAAUCCAUUGAAAAUGCAACAGAUCCCACCUAUACUAUCUCAUCAAUUAGCUAUGAUGAUUACGGCAGCUAUCACUGUGUUGUUACUGCUAAUGGUAUCACUGAAAAUGCUACAUCAGAACUAGCUCUCAUUACAGUGUCUCCAAGAGGCAGUGUUACAAUUAGUCCAGACUUUGUUAUAACAGACAAUGACAGUAGUAUCACAUUCACUUGUUCCGCCAGAGGAGGUCCAAAUAACACUUAUCUUUGGUUCCGUACAACAGAUAUCAACAUUACAUUAGCUAGUUCGACUUUACUAACACAAUCUCCACUACCAAUCAACAAGUUAACAAUGGAAUUGUCUAAUAUAACUCUUGCUGUAGGGACUGUCUUUACAAUUACAUCAGUAAAUGCUACUGAAGAUGGAGGAUCUUAUGAAUGUUAUGUCUUCAAUGAAGCUGGAUACGAGAAUAACUCUACAACUCUCUAUGUUCGACCUGUCAUAACAGAGCAACCAAAUGACCAGUUUGCAGAUGAUGGAGAAACAGUUACUCUCUCCUGCAGAGCCAACUCCUUCCCCGCUCCAGACUAUCAGUGGGAAAUGAUGAACAGAAUGACAAGAAUAUUUGAAUCCAUUGAAAAUGCAACAGAUCCCACCUAUACUAUCUCAUCAAUUAGCUAUGAUGAUUACGGCAGCUAUCACUGUGUUGUUACUGCUAAUGGUAUCACUGAAAAUGCUACAUCAGAACUAGCUCUCAUUACAGUGUCUCCAAGAGGCAGUGUUACAAUUAGUCCAGACUUUGUUAUAACAGACAAUGACAGUAGUAUCACAUUCACUUGUUCCGCCAGAGGAGGUCCAAAUAACACUUAUCUUUGGUUCCGUACAGCAGAUAUCAACAUUACAUUAGCUAGUUCGACUUUACUAACACAAUCUCCACUACCAAUCAACAAGUUAACAAUGGAAUUGUCUAAUAUAACUCUUGCUGUAGGGACUGUCUUUACAAUUACAUCAGUAAAUGCUACUGAAGAUGGAGGAUCUUAUGAAUGUUAUGUCUUCAAUGAAGCUGGAUACGAGAAUAACUCUACAACUCUCUAUGUUCGACCUGUCAUAACAGAGCAACCAAAUGACCAGUUUGCAGAUGAUGGAGAAACAGUUACUCUCUCCUGCAGAGCCAUCUCCUUCCCCGCUCCAGACUAUCAGUGGGAAAUGAUGAACAGAAUGACAAGAAUAUUUGAAUCCAUUGAAAAUGCAACAGAUCCCACCUAUACUAUCUCAUCAAUUAGCUAUGAUGAUUACGGCAGCUAUCACUGUGUUGUUACUGCUAAUGGUAUCACUGAAAACGCUACAUCAGAACUAGCUCUCAUUACAGGGACUGUCUUUACAAUUACAUCAGUAAAUGCUACUGAAGAUGGAGGAUCUUAUGAAUGUUAUGUCUUCAAUGAAGCUGGAUACGAGAAUAACUCUACAACUCUCUAUGUUCGACCUGUCAUAACAGAGCAACCAAAUGACCAGUUUGCAGAUGAUGGAGAAACAGUUACUCUCUCCUGCAGAGCCAUCUCCUUCCCCGCUCCAGACUAUCAGUGGGAAAUGAUGAACAGAAUGACAAGAAUAUUUGAAUCCAUUGAAAAUGCAACAGAUCCCACCUAUACUAUCUCAUCAAUUAGCUAUGAUGAUUACGGCAGCUAUCACUGUGUUGUUACUGCUAAUGGUAUCACUGAAAAUGCUACAUCAGAACUAGCUCUCAUUACAGUGUCUCCAAGAGGCAGUGUUACAAUUAGUCCAGACUUUGUUAUAACAGACAAUGACAGUAGUAUCACAUUCACUUGUUCCGCCAGAGGAGGUCCAAAUAACACUUAUCUUUGGUUCCGUACAGCAGAUAUCAACAUUACAUUAGCUAGUUCGACUUUACUAACACAAUCUCCACUACAAAUCAACAAGUUAACAAUGGAAUUGUCUAAUAUAACUCUUGCUGUAGGGACUGUCUUUACAAUUACAUCAGUAAAUGCUACUGAAGAUGGAGGAUCUUAUGAAUGUUAUGUCUUCAAUGAAGCUGGAUACGAGAAUAACUCUACAACUCUCUAUGUUCGACCUGUCAUAACAGAGCAACCAAAUGACCAGUUUGCAGAUGAUGGAGAAACAGUUACUCUCUCCUGCAGAGCCAUCUCCUUCCCCGCUCCAGACUAUCAGUGGGAAAUGAUGAACAGAAUGACAAGAAUAUUUGAAUCCAUUGAAAAUGCAACAGAUCCCACCUAUACUAUCUCAUCAAUUAGCUAUGAUGAUUACGGCAGCUAUCACUGUGUUGUUACUGCUAAUGGUAUCACUGAAAAUGCUACAUCAGAACUAGCUCUCAUUACAG
This is a messenger RNA of Gigantopelta aegis, 3598 nucleotides long. Its product is annotated as hemicentin-1-like. The annotation marks the transcript as partial. The transcript is spliced from 7 exons. The record is from RefSeq and is a predicted model, not a curated record. Gene Ontology annotation, biological process: cell-cell adhesion. Lineage: Eukaryota; Metazoa; Mollusca; Gastropoda; Neomphalida; Peltospiridae.